This is a messenger RNA of Prorocentrum cordatum, 651 nucleotides long. The record is from the annotation of a GenBank genome assembly. Lineage: Eukaryota; Dinophyceae; Prorocentrales; Prorocentraceae.
AUGCUGAACGGGCUACCACAUGUGAGUUCUGGGCGUGCAGUGUCAAAGAUCUCCGCGGGAACGGAAGCAUUGAAGACCGACCUUUACGAGAAGUUGCCGUUUCAUGAGAACAGAUGGAUGUGCCUUACUAAAUCUAUGACGGCCGCCCUUUGCUUGGAGCCAGUGGCACGCCUCGAAGUCACCAUCGUGAAGGCGAAGGACAUCGUACCCAAUGCCGCCUCAUUUGUCGGGUCUGCGAAGCAAGCCCCUCACCCGUUUGUCAGAGCGUACGUCGACGACGAGAGGCAGAAGGAUAAGGAUGGUCGGGUCAAGGAAACUGCGCACGUGAAGAACUCGCGAAAUCCCGAGUGGAAUUCGCACUUCGAGCUUGACAUUACUGCUGGGAGGUCGAUGGUCCGCUUCCAUUUGUACGACCAAGAUGUUGAUGACGAAGACGCCAAAGACCUGCUCAAAGGGAAUAUGGCCGACGUCUCGGUUGCUGACAAUAAGAAGAGCUCUUUUCACCACUCCCUCGGCUUUGUGGAGGUGUGCGUCGGGGAUAUGCCUUUCGAUGUGGAGAUCGAGGGCUGGUUGGAGUUGCGCUUCCCCGGCCAAUUGCAGGGCAUCAACGUGUUGCGUUAUCCCAGCAUUGCAGCCAACGCGAGGACGUGA